This is a messenger RNA of Mugil cephalus (flathead mullet), 6157 nucleotides long. RefSeq names its product pogo transposable element derived with ZNF domain b (gene pogzb). Gene Ontology annotation, molecular function: nucleic acid binding. The record is from RefSeq and is a predicted model, not a curated record. The transcript has 19 exons. NCBI's taxonomy places the organism in Eukaryota, Metazoa, Chordata, Actinopteri, Mugiliformes, Mugilidae. The coding region runs from base 582 to 6092 and encodes 1836 amino acids.
UAUGUUGAUUUGAUAUUAUAAAGAUGAAAUCAAGAAACGGGGACAUUUACGGUUUAUUGUGACGCAUUUAUUCAUAUUUAAACAUAUUUAAACUGAUGUCCGUGAUGUCAUUAGCUACCAACAGUCUACCGUAAUAACUGUAGCCCGCGUGCCCCCGCGCUUCCUAUCUGGCUACCGUAAUAACCAUUGUUCUAUUCUGCGCGCAGCAUUUUUUCCUCAUUCAUAAAACGCUGUCACCGGGGACACUGUGGGUAACUUCAGCCGGGGGACAGGUCAUCCAAACCGGGGACUGUCCCCAGAGACCGGGGACGUCUGGUCCCCCUAAUUUAACGUCUCCGUUCUGUUUAACACGCGGCGCAGCUCGCACCGGACUUCAGUUUGUCCAGAAAAAUUCCCAGCGACCAAUGAGAGACGUCGCUGUCUGAAAGGGAAGUGACGUAAUACCAAUGUUGGCCAAUCAGCGACCCUGAUACAAAGAGUGGGCGGAAGACCCGCCCUCCUGCCCGUCGAACCGGAGCGCGCCUGGAGAAGAAGCGUGCGAACCCGUCCGAGCUCCGCGGUCCCGCAACAGCAGCAGCAACAUGGACAUGGAGCUGUUCAUGGAGUGUGAGGAGGAGGAGCUGGAGCCAUGGCAACGGGUGGACGACGGCGUGGAGGAGGACGACAUCGACUUCAUGGACAGCUACGGAGAGCCAGUGGAGGACUCACCGUCUCCUCCCCCUGCACCUGAGACUCCGCCCCCCAGGACGCCCUCGCCUGUCCCACCUGUCCCACCUGCUCCAACAGUUUCAUCACAUGUCCAAAUCGUCUCCUCCUCUGUGGCUCCUCCUCCUCGAGGCCCUGCUGCCUCCUCGCUCCCUGCCCCGGCCCCGCCCCUUAUGGCUCAGGCUCCACCCAUCAUCCUGACACAGACGGCAGGUGGAGCUUUCCUCCUCCCAGCAGCCCCCGGGACAGGAAACGCCCGGCCCAUCCUCCUCACCACACAGGGUUUCCCGGUGCAGACGAUGAUGAACCGUGGGACUCCUCUGCUGCUGAACCUGCAGCCGGGUCAGACGGUCCAGCCCCUCACCCUGAUCCAGUCUCCGUCUCUGGGUCAGCUGGUUCGUCCCAGUGUGGGUGUGUCCCCUGUCCUCCCCCAGGGACAGGCCGUCCAGACGAGGCCGACCUCUGUCUCCUCAGGCCACGCCCAGCCAGGCUCCGCCUUCACCGCCAUGCAGCUCCCUGCCACGCUGACCAUCCGCACCAGCACCCCAGGACCCGUGAACCUCCAGAUGACCCAGCUGAGUGGGACCAGCCCCCUGAAACUCGCCGUGGCCCCCGCCCUCCCGUCCGGUUCGGCCAACGGCGUCUCCAGGUUCACUCCGAUCCGCAGCGUCUGGUCCUCGGCUCCUGGUCCUGGUCCUGGUCCUGGUCCUGGUCCCGGUCCUGGUCCUGGUCCCGGCCCCACGGCCCCCUUGGUGAUCUCUGCCCUGACCCCUGACCCCUCCAGGGUGGUGAUGAGUGUGGAGGAGUUCUACUACGGCACGUUUCAGGGAGACCUGAGUCUCAGGAAGCCCCCCCCCCUGGGAAUCAAAACCUCCACCUUCACCUGUUCCAUCUGCCCCCACCUGGCCGAGAACAACCUGAGGAUGAUGCAACACAUGCUGAGACACUCUGAGAUCACCAGUGGAGGAGCUGAGGACAGGAAGUGCUGCAGGUUCUGUUACAGACAGUUCUCAUCUCCAGCUCAGCUCCAGAGUCACCAGGACCUGGUCCACGGCUCCACCCUGUCCCCUGCUCUAUGUCGUAUUUGUGAGUGGGCGUUUGAGAACGAGCCGGCCUUCUUAAACCACAUGAAGUCAAACCAUAAACCAGGAGAGAUGCCCUACGUCUGCCAGGUGUGCUCGUAUCGCUCGUCCUUCUACUCCGACGUCAUUCAGCACUUCACCAGCUUCCACAGAGACUCUCGCUUCCUGCUCUGUGUUUUCUGUCUGAAAGUGACCCGACACCCGGCCACCUACCAGCAGCACCUGCUCCGCCACCAGGUGAACCAGGCCUUCCACUGCAACAGGUGUCGUCUUCAGUUCGUCUUCUUCAAGGACAAAAUGCAGCAUAAACUAGAAAACCACCGGAGCUUCCGCCGCCCCCCCAGACUCGAGGGUCUGCCUCCAGGGUCCAAGGUGACCAUCAGGACCUAUGGCAAGAGCCGGCCUCUGGUGACAUCAGCAGGAAGCCCCGCCUUCCUUGUCCAGCCACUCACCAUCAAGACAGAGCUCAAGACAUGUCCCCUCCAGAAAGACACCAUGUCCACCAAAUCAUCACGAUCCCCGACCAAGAGACAACCCAGAGGAUACAACAGGAGCUGGUCUAGCGACCGGUUGUUGUGUCUUGAAUGUGGAACCGAAGCCUCUGACUUCUCGUCCCACUACCCGACCUACGUCCACUGUCUCCUGUGUCCCUACAGCAGCUGCUGCUCCAGAGCCUACGCCACGCACAUGAUCCAACACCACGUGUCCCGGUCUGAGGACAGACGUGUCCCUCUGCACAGACGUCCUCCUCCAUGUCCGUUCCUGCUGCGAUGUUCUCAGUGCGACUUCAGGCCUCUGACGGCCGACCACAUGGCCGCCCACCUGCUGCUCCACCCAGAGCACCACAGCGCCACCUGCUGGCCCCGGACUUUUGUUGAUCCUGACAUCCAGUUCUGCUACAGCAGAGACCAGGAACUUGACCACAGCAAGGACUUUCCUGACCCGUCCUGGAGGUUGGCAGGUAGUUGGAAAGCGCCGGCAGAAAGCCAAGAGGCCUCUAUCUCCCCCUUCACUGAGACCAGCGGACCUCUUCAUUACCUGUCUAGGAACAGCGACGCCAUCGACUUCUUUAACCUGGUCUUUCCGACAGAACUUAUCAAGCUGAUCACAGACGAAACCAACGCUCACGCCAAGACCUCCCGAUUCCUGGGCUCCAGCUGCCCAGACUGGGUCCCCGUCACCACCCACGAGAUCAGAGGUUUUAUGGGCCUGGUGAUUCUGAUGGGGAUCCAGAAUCUGCCCGACCUGCAGCACUACUGGUCAUGGAGUCACUACGACAACAGCUACACCUUUUACCGAGCCAUGAGCUUCAAGCGCUUCAAGCAGAUCGCUGCCAACAUCCGCAUGGGCAGCUUCAUCACAGAUGAGUACCGUGGCACCAGCGAUGCCAGUGACCCUCUCCACAUCUUCAGGCCCAUGUUGGACAUCCUGGGCAGGGCCAUGUGGGAUGCCUAUCGGCCUAACUGCUACCUCACUAUCGACCGGGCGCUGCUGCCCAGCCUGGAGGAGGGGAACCCGAAGACCCAGCCUCAGGUGUGGCUGCUCUGUGACUCCAAGUCUGGGUACUGCCACCGCUUCUUCAUUCAGGUGGUGGAGAACGUGGUCCAGACCCCUGGUUUCACCGUGGUCCCGGAGCUGGUGAAGGGUCUGGAGGACAAACACCACCAACUCUUCCUGGCCAAUUCUCUCACAUCGGUCCCACUAAUGCAGAAGCUUCUGGAUCAGGGUAUCUAUGCCUCCAGCUCCUUCCCUCCACCUAACCCCAUCCUGCCCAGAGAACUGUGGGAUGAGGGCUGGCUGGAGAAACCAGGGGACUUCCUGCAGAGGCAGUAUGGCCCCCUGCUGGCCACUCGUUGGAGAGACACCAAAGAGAUGGGCUGUCUGUCGACUAAUGCAGCUCCUGGUGAACCAGACACUGUUUGGAGGAGGUCUCAGACCAAAGUAGGGGGGCUGGACCCCAUCGACCGGCCCAUGGCCUUCCGUCUGCUGCAGGAGAACAUGCGGGGAGUCGACAUCUGUAAACAGCUGCUAGCUUGCAACCCGCUGGGAGGAAUCCCCCAGGACCGACACUGGCGCAGCCUCUUUUGGUUUCUGGUCAACUUGAGCAUCGUCAAUGCCUUCAUUCUGCUGCGGGAGAGUCGCAAAGAGAACCCCCCCGCCUGGGUGCAGGACGGCCUGUUUACUCAGGUCAACUUCCGCAAGCGACUGGGAAACCAGCUCGCCAAGUGUGCCCAGAAGUACUUUGAGACCGUGGAGAUCGCCAGCGCCCGCAGGACGAAGACGGAGGUGACCGAGGCCCUCAAACAGAGACACAGGAUGACGAAGAUCAGCUCCAUCUCAAAGAGAUGCAGGAACUGCAACAAGAACAGUGUCCGCCGCGAGAGCGUCUACGGCUGCGUCACCUGUAAAGUCAACCUGUGCAAACAGCCCAGCUGCUUCUGGGAAUAUCACGGCCUGUCACCUCUCAGCAAAGGAUCGACCAAAGUUGGAUUUCUGAAGGACACAAUAAGCGGCGACGUGGACGUGGACGAGAUCGAGGGCAGCGUGGACGAGGCCAUGGGUCCGGUGGAGGACACAGACUUUUCAGAUGAGGAUAAAAUGGAUGAACUCGAUGCCACUGAAGAAGGUGAAGCUUUUAAGGAAGAAUGGAACAAAGAUUUGAAACGUCCAGCGUCUCCUUCAGCCUCCACACCAAACGACCAGUCGGCCUCUAGAGAUCGAGAGGAUGUUCUCACCGCCCGCCAGCUGAGGAUCGGCAUGGUGGCUCUGUGUGGAGGACUCCGCCAGGCCUCUCGGGUCUUCUCCACCGACACCCGGUUAAUCCGGUCUUGGGUGAAGGAGGCCCGGAAGCGUCUGCCACUAACUGAGCGGCAGCAGAAGAUCGAUGGCGAGGAGCGCCUGGUGGCCUGGGUCCUGUCCAUGCGUGAGCAGCAACUCCCCAUCACAGAGAGCGACCUCUUCCACAAAGCCUCCACCCUCAAGAAGAAGGGAGGCUUUGCCGACUCGUUCCGGAUCUCCUACGACUGGGCAGUGAGCUUCUUGCUGCGGCACCAAUUGGGAGUCCGGGCCAUCGGCAGGUCCACUUCCCUGCCUCCUUCCUUGGAGCCCAAGGCCAGGUCUUUCAGGGAGUUCACCCAGAAUGUCUUCCGGGUCCACGGGCUGACAGAAACCUCGGUAGCGGCGAUGGACGAGCUGUGUCUCUUUCUGGAUUUGAAGCUCGCUCAGGACAAGUCCCGGCGCUGGGAAGCCCUGGAGCUCUCUGGGGCGGUGCCUCUGGUCUCGGUGUUCCUGGCGGCGCUGGCCGAUGGAACCGUGCUGCCCUCCUUGGUUCUGGCCAACUUGGAUCUGGAGCAGAAAGCCCGGCCAGAGUUCAUGCUCCUGGACACUGCUCCAGACCUCCUGUCGGCUGAGGAGGUCUUAGACCUCUGGACUAAACAGGUCUGGCUGCCGCAUGUGUCUGGUCCGGCACAGCCCAGGAAAUCCAUGCUGGUCUUGGACAGACACCGGGAACAUAUAGGAGACCGGUUCCUGGCAUCUAUCAGUGGGUCGGGGACGCUUCCGGCCGUGAUCCCUGGAGGAUGCUCGGUCCUUCUUCAGCCUCUGGAGGUCUGUGUGAAGCCGGUGCUGCAGCGCUUCCUGGUUUCACGCUGGUCCAGGUUUACCAGACAAAACCCAAAGGAGCUGGAGGAGGUGUCGCCCCAGAAACUCCUAACCAACGUAGCCCAGCUCCUGGUGGACUGGCUGGAGGAGGCCCUGGGCCACCUGAACAGAGUCCCACAGCUCUGGAGGAAGUCUUUUAACCUGACUGAACUCCUGAGGACCAACGAGGGGGACGUUCAGUCGGACCUCGUAAAGACGCUGACAGAGGUCCUGAUGGACACCGAAGCUCUAAAUCUAGAUUCAUCCGAUCUCCUGGAACUGGAGGACGAAGACAACGAAGUCGACAUACAAAAAGGAGGACAAAAACCAGAGACAUUAGAGGACAAACUAGAACCAGAGACAUCAGAGGAGGGACAGGAGGACAACAAUAAUAAAGAGGAGAAGACAGGUGACAGACAGGAGAUGAAGGAGGAAGCUAGAACAGAGGACACAGAGAAAGACAGGAAAGGAGACAGGAUGGACAGUGAGGAGAAAGAGGAAGUGAAGACACUAGAGGAGGAGGAGAAAGAGACAGAGACAGAGGAGGACAUCAGGGAGAGACGUGAGACCAGGAUUGUGAUUGGAGAAGACGUCGGGGACGAGUGGAAGAUAGCGACAAAGAGUCGAACCGACGGAGAUGAAGACGACCGGAUGGACGAGAGCUGAGUGGACAGUGUGGAUGUUGUCCCUGUGGACAGUUCAGGGGACAACGUCCAGGUUCAGCUCCAGGA